This is a messenger RNA of Humulus lupulus (European hop), 2560 nucleotides long. RefSeq lists its product as uncharacterized. The record is from RefSeq and is a predicted model, not a curated record. Bases 254 to 1663 code for a protein of 469 amino acids. Lineage: Eukaryota; Viridiplantae; Streptophyta; Magnoliopsida; Rosales; Cannabaceae. Gene Ontology annotation, molecular function: zinc ion binding; DNA binding. Gene Ontology annotation, biological process: regulation of DNA-templated transcription. The transcript has 4 exons.
UGGACUCUGAAUCCAGUAACCCGAGUUCAAGUCUCGGUGGAACCUAUUCCUUUUUUCAUUUUAUUUUUGGUUCAAAGUUGUGAGUGGGCCACUCUUCCUAUGGUGCUGUACUUCCCUCUUCUCCCGAGUUCUAUGGCCAAUUCCACUUCAAACACAAAUACUCAAAACUCGAACCUUUUUUCUUGUUUGCUACAAGUAUAUUUUGAUUUUGAUUGUCCAAGCUCUUGUUUUUCUCUUUUAUUUUCGCGGGAAAAUGGAUCAAGAAAGGGCCCGGAAGAUUGAGGAAACGGUGGUGGACAUACUGAGGAAUACGAGUUUGGCAGAGAUGACUGAGUACAAAGUCCGAGUCGCGGCCUCGGAGCGACUCGGAAUCGAUUUAUCUGAGGCGGAGUAUAAGAAGUUGGUGAGGAGUACGGUCGAGACUUAUCUGGUCUCGGCGGCGGAGCAGGAAGAACAGGAGAAGGAGAAGAGCAACCACAAGGAGGUGAAUGAGAAGGGUGAUCGCUUUAUUUGCAAGCUUUCAGAGAAAAGGAGUGUAGUGGUUCAUGAUUUCAAAGGGACAACGUUGGUGUCAUUUAGGGAUUUCUUUAACAAAGAUGGAAAGCAGCUUCCUUCUAACAAAGGAAUUAGCCUGCCAGCUGACCAAUGGUCUACCUUCAAGAACAACGUCGCUGCAAUCGAAGAAACCAUUAGGAAAAUGGAGUCAAAGUCAAGAUCUGAACUUGAUGAUAAAAAAACUGAAGAAGAUAUGAGGAAUUCAACAACUGAUAUUCAGCCUCAUGAACUUCCUAUAAAAGUCACCCGCUUGGAUGGGAAGAACUAUUUGCUGUGGGCACAACAGAUGGAACUUCUGUUAAAGCAAUUGAAGAUUGAAUAUAUCCUUUCUGAACCAAGUCCUAGUGCUGCUCUAGACCCAGAAGCAAGUACUGAAGAAAUCAGUCGGGCAAAGGCUGCCUUACAGAAAUGGAUUAAUGAUGACUACCUAUGUGUUCACAACAUCUUGAAUUCUCUAUCUGAUAACCUGUUUAAUAUAUACUCGAAGAAGACUAUGACAGCCAAAGAACUGUGGGAAGAGUUAAGAUUAGUUCAUCUAUGUGAGGAAUAUCGAACAGAAAGAUCUCAAGUUAAAAAGUAUAUUGAGUUUAAGAUGGUUGAGGAUAAACCUAUAUUGGAACAAGUUCACGAAUUUAAUAAAAUAGCUGAUUCAAUUGUUGCUGCUGGUAUGGAUGUUGAGGAGAAAUUUCAUGUUAGCGUGAUCGUCUCCAAGCUUCCACCAUCUUGGAAGGACAUUAGUGUGAAGAUGAUGUGUGAGGAGUAUCUGCCUUUUUGGAUGUUGAUGAAUCGUUUGGGUGUUGAAGAAGAGUUACGAAACCAGCAUAAGCAACAAGUGCCCAUUCCGGCGGGCUACAGUCUACCUGACAAUAAUGUACAAAGGAUGAGACACCCGAAACCAUACAAUUUGCAUCCAAAGAAGCGAAAUUUGGAGAAAGAGAACAGAUUUUGUCACAAUUGCGGUAAGAAGGGGCAUCUUGUACAAAAUUGUUACAAUAAGACUUGGAGGCGUGACAGGGAGUUCAAUGAGAAGACAAACAAGAACGAGAAUAAUGGAUCUUUGUCUGCCAGUACAGAGUUCAACAUGAUUAAUGGAGCAGCAAAUAGUUAAUUUAUUAGACACCCAAGUUAUGUUUUUCUUUACUGUAAAGUAGAGGCAAAAGGCCAUUUCAAGUAGUGCCACUGCCUUUUCUGGUUUAUUGAAUUGCCCUUCUCCAGAAUUUCUUGGUCAUUUUUUUACCUCAUUGUGAUUCUUUCAAACUCUGCCUCAGCUCUCACUGUCAGUCCCUAAAAUCCAGGUUAUUAAUGGGUAUUAGUGAUUCAUACAUUAACGAGUACCUACUUUCUUAGAUAUCCUAAAUUGGAUGUUCAUUAGGUGAUGUGAGUUGUGGAUGUUGAGAACCUUGGUUGUGAUGAAUUGGAAGUUGAUGAUGAUGUUAAUGCUAUUGGGGGUUCCUCUUCCUCCACUCUCUCUUCUAAGAGCCUAUGGGCGGUUCCCGUAGCUCUCAUACUCGGGCAGUUGCCGUUGUGAAAUUCCUGUCUUCAGACCUGGAACUAGAGCCUGAAGGUGAAACGCAACAAAAAUGUGUAGUGUGGAAGCCUUUCAAGGUUUAGCUUAUGCCACGGAGAACCAUUUUGCUUAAAGCCUUUUGCAACUACUGUCAAGGUGGAUGCUCUUGCAAGGCUACUGAGAAAAAGGAGUGCAUGGGAUUGGAAAGAACCAGAUCGCAAAUAUGUAUUGUGUAUUGACACAAGAACUCUUUCAUGCUGGCGCAUUGGUAGAAUACUAACAACGUAGUUGAGAUGACAACGUUGGUGAUCUAGUCAAUUAUCUUAAACAUUGUACUUUGUUACAAUUUUCCUUAGUUAAUUAUUAAAAAUAGUAGGUAGUUUUUAGCAAGAAAUUACAGCCAUUCCCAAUGGAGUGGCAAAGUCAAAAAAGCAUGUGAUUUGACAAUUGUAAUAUAUGUUCAUGUUUUUCCAAUAAUACACUAACCGUUCAAGAAUA